AUGGAUUGGUCUAACGCUCUACCAACCAAGCUCGCCUCCAUCGCGCAUGUGAUAUCGAUAUACUACGCCUGGCAUCGCGGCUACCGAGAUGGAUGGGAGGAGAGAUCGAGAUCGGAGGACCUGUCGGCUGCGAAGAAGUCGUUAUACGCAGCACAGCUCCUCUUCGUUGCCUCCGUCGGUCUUACACGAACGUCAACUGCGCUUUUCACGGCUCGGAUCUUGACGUUGGGAGAGCAGCAUCGACGGCUAGCAAAUACCAUGAUUACCUUGUGCGCCACUUCGACGCCAGCCCUCAUACUCGUUGUCGCUAUCAGGUCGCCACUAUUACAGCCCUGGGACGCUUUGGAAGGAUCGCAGGAAAUGUUCGUGCGCUGGAUCAUUGUCGAAGUCGUGGGGUUAGUCAAUGAUGCUAGCAUUGUGGCUUUCUCGAUCAUCAUCAUCUGGCGACUACAGAUGUCAAUCGGAAAGCGUGUAGCGGUCUGCGGGCUGUUUGCGAUCCGUUUGCUCAUAUUGCCCGUCGUGGCAGCCAGAUUAGCCCAACUCCAACCCUCAACCAACGGCACACCACCAAAGUUCAACACAGCAGCAACCCUGCUCACCGAAGCCGAACUCGAGCUCAUAUUCGUCCUCGCCUCAGUGACCUGCCUCAAGCCGCUUUUCCAGCCCUUCCAUCCGGGCUUCUUCGCAACAGCAAACCCGAACCUCGCAGUCACAGGCUACACAAACCGCCCCGGAGCCAACAGCAGCAGUCGAGAAGCGUACUACGAACUCAGUGGAGGCGCCAGUCGCGCCGAGCGAGAACGCAAACAGCCACUGUCUCAUGUCCGUGAAUCAAGAGACGAUGCUAGUGAUGAGGUGGAUCUUGUGCAACCCCAUCACAGACAUAAUGCGGGAGUAGCAAUGCGUCCGGAUGAGGGAGAGACUUGGAGCGAAGCCAUUGCUGCUGGAGGGAAGCCGAAGUCGAAGAUCAAGGCAGGACCGUCUGGUGACAGCGGUGGGAUCGAGGCGAUGAGGAGUUGGACGGUCAGUUAUGAAGAUAGGUAA
Messenger RNA from Recurvomyces mirabilis, 1044 nucleotides. RefSeq lists its product as uncharacterized. The transcript has 4 exons. The coding region runs from base 1 to 1044 and encodes 347 amino acids. The record is from RefSeq and is a predicted model, not a curated record. NCBI's taxonomy places the organism in Eukaryota, Fungi, Ascomycota, Dothideomycetes, Mycosphaerellales, Teratosphaeriaceae.